Messenger RNA from Scatophagus argus, 5333 nucleotides. Its product is annotated as rho-associated protein kinase 2-like. The record is from RefSeq and is a predicted model, not a curated record. Lineage: Eukaryota; Metazoa; Chordata; Actinopteri; Scatophagidae. Gene Ontology annotation, biological process: cortical actin cytoskeleton organization; actomyosin structure organization; peptidyl-threonine phosphorylation. The transcript is spliced from 32 exons. Bases 394 to 4689 code for a protein of 1431 amino acids. Gene Ontology annotation, molecular function: ATP binding; Rho-dependent protein serine/threonine kinase activity; small GTPase binding. Gene Ontology annotation, cellular component: cytoplasm; centrosome; cytoskeleton.
AGUGGUCUGUGCCUGAGGUUGGACACGUUGUGGUCAGAGCAGAUUUGUUAUAGCUACCUGAGAGAAGAGGGGGGGGGCUCACCUGUGAAACGAAGCGCGCUCUCACUCAGAUCUCAUAAAGUCCGCUCGGGUUUCGCUUUCUGGUGAUACAUUAACGAAAACAAAACGUGACGCGGCGUCUUUUGGCAGCGGAUAAAUAAUUAACCUGACUACUUCAGCCGCAGUGUAGAGAGGAGCUGGCAUGAGGAGCUGAGCCAAGCGGAGUGCGCCUCCCGCCCGGCUGCGCACCGAGACAAAAACAAAGCAGAUCUACAGGUGUUUUUUUUUGUUUGUUUUUUGUUUUGUAUUUUUGCUGUUUCAUGUCAUUUGACCUGGACACACUGCGCUGUGAACAUGCUCGGAGCGGAGAGCAGGCUGGAAAGCCGGUUGAAGAAGUUGGAGUCCCUGAUGAGGAACCCACAGUCGGCACUAAACUUGGAAACAUUACUGGAUUCGAUGAACGCAUUGGCUCAUGACCUGAACUAUCCUGCCCUGCGGAAAAACAAAAACAUAGAGGCGUUUCUUAACCGAUAUGAAAAGGCUGUGAGUCAGCUGCGGGAGCUGCAAGUGAAGCUUGACGACUUCGAGAAAGUGAAGCUGAUCGGGAGAGGAGCCUACGGAGAAGUGCAGCUGGUCCGCCACAAGGCCUCUCAGAAGGUUUAUGCCAUGAAGAAGCUCAACAAAUUUGAGAUGAUCAAGCGGUCAGACUCUGCUUUCUUCUGGGAGGAGAGGCACAUCAUGGCCUUUUCCAGCAGUCCGUGGGUGGUGCAGCUGUGCUGUGCUUUCCAAGAUGACCGCUACCUCUACAUGGUGAUGGAGUUCAUGGCUGGAGGGGACCUGGUUACACUCACCAUGAACUACGACAUACCUGAGAAGUGGGCGCGCUUCUACACGGCCGAGGUGGUGUUGGCGCUGGACGCCAUCCACUCCAUGGGCUUCAUCCAUCGUGACAUUAAACCUGACAACAUGCUGCUGGACCAACACGGGCACCUCAAACUGGCCGAUUUCGGCACAUGCAUGAAGAUGGACUCGACAGGUAUGGUGCACUGUGACACAGCUGUAGGCACACCGGACUACAUCUCCCCCGAGGUGCUCCAGUCUCAGGGUGGUGAUGGUUACUACGGCCGGGAGUGUGACUGGUGGUCUGUAGGAGUGUUUAUCUACGAGCUGCUGGUUGGUGAAACUCCCUUUUAUGCAGAGUCCUUAGUUGGAACUUAUGGGAAGAUCAUGAACCACAAGAACUCGCUCAUCUUCCCAGAUGAUGUAGAGAUGUCUCAGGAUGCCAAAGAUCUCAUCUGUGCCUUCCUUACUGACAGGGAGGUUCGCCUGGGCCGCACCGGAGUGGAUGAGAUCAAAUCCCAUCCUUUCUUCAAGAACAAGCAGUGGACCUUUGACAACAUCCGAGAGACUGUGGCUCCAGUUGUGCCAGAGCUGAACAGUGACAUAGACACCAGUAACUUUGACGACAUAGAAGAUGAUAAAGGAGCUGUUGAGACCUUUCCUCCACCCAGAGCCUUUGUGGGCAACCAGCUACCGUUUGUCGGCUUCACUUACUUCAAAGAGGACCAGUUGCUAAAGGUAACUAACAACUACACUGAGGAGGAUUCAGGGGACAGUAAGGAAAACUCUGAGGAUAAGGAGCAUUGUUCUAAUAAUAAUAAAGAGCUGCAGAAAAAGCUUCACCAACUGGAGGAGCAGCUCGAUCAUGAGAUGCAGGCCAAAGAUGAGCUGGAGCAGAAGUGCAAAAAUGCCACCAACCGCUUAGACAAGCUGGUAAAAGAAUUAGAUAAGGAGAUGAGCAGCAGGCAUAAAGUCGAGGCCUCGCUGAGGCAGCUGGAAAGAGAGCGAGCUCUGCUGCAGCACCAGAGCGCAGAGAACCUGCGCAAGGUGGAGAUCGAAACCGACAGAAAGCGCAGCCUGGAGAAUGAAUUGAACACCUUGCGGGACCAGCUAGAGGAUCUUCGGAAGAGGAACCAGAGUUCACACAUCUCCAAUGAAAAGAACAUCCAGCUGCAGAGACAACUCGAAGAGGCCAACGCUGUGCUUCAGGCUGAGCAGGAGGCAGCAGCACGGCUGAAGAAGAGUCAGGCAGAGGUGCAGAAACAGGCUCAGAGCCUGGAGGUCAGCCUCAGGGAGAUGCAGGAAAAGUGCAGCCAGCUGGAAAACGGAAAGAUGGAGCUGGAGAAGCAGCUGAUGGGGCUGCAGGCUGAGCUGGAGGAGGAGAGAAGAGACCAUAACCUCAGGACAGAAACUAUUGCUGACCUGCAGGGUCGCAUCUCUGGCUUGGAAGAAGAUGUGAAAGAGGUGAAGUCAUCUCUCUCCAAGGUCCAGACUGAAAAGAAGCAGCUGCAGGAGAAGCUCAAUGACCUCGAAAAGGAGAAGAGCAACCAAGAGAUUGAGUUGACGUUCAAACUGAGGUCGCUCCAGCAGAGUCUGGAGCAGGAGGAGGCAGAACACAAGGCCACCAAAGCCAAGCUUGCAGAUAAAAACAAGAUCUACCAGUCCAUUGAGGAGGCAAAGUCUGAGGCAUUAAAAGAGAUAGAGUGCACCCUGCAGGAGGAGCACAGCUUGAAGCUGCAGGUGGAGGGAAAGCUGCUGCAAUUAGAGAAGGACCACUCCAUGCUGGACUGUGACUACAAGCAGGCGCGGCACAAACUGGACGAGCUGCAGGCACAAAAGGAGAAACUCUCUGAAGAGGUAAAGAACCUGAGCUUGCGUCUGGAGCAGGAGGUCCACAAGCGGAGUCUAAGCCAGAGUGAUCUGAAGAUGCAGAAGCAGCAGGUUUCUGUGCUCCGCUCAUCAGAGAAGCAGCUCAAACAGGAGCUCAAUCACCUGCUGGACAUGAAGCAGGCCUUGGAGAAACAGAACCAGGAGCUACGCAGGGAGAAACAGGAGGCAGGUGGCCAGCUGAAGGAACUGCGGGACCAGCUGGAGGCAGAGCAGUAUUUCACGACCCUUUACAAGACGCAGAUCCGUGAGCUGAAGGACGAGUGUGAUGAGAGGAGUAAACUUUGUAAAGAUGCAGAGCAGCGACUGGCAGAAUAUGAGGAGGAGAGGGAAUCCCUAACAGCCCAGCUGGAGGCCAGUUUGACCAAGGCGGACUCUGAGCAGCUGGCUCGCUCUAUUGCUGAGGAGCAGUACUCCGAUCUGGAGAAGGAGAAAAUCAUGAAGGAGUUGGAGAUCAAAGACAUGAUGGCAAGACACAAGCAGGAGCUCAGCGAUAAGGAGGCCACCAUCAGCUCGCUGGAGGAGUCCAACCGCACUCUAACGGUGGAUGUGGCCAACCUGGCCAGUGAGAAAGAGGAACUCAACAACCAGCUGAAAGAAAUGCAGCAACAGUUACAGAAAGCCAAGGAGGCGGAGAAGCAGAUGAACUCACUCAAAGUGUCCUUUGAAAAGCAGCUGCAGAAUGAAAGAACACUAAAAAUUCAGGCCGUCAACAAGCUGGCGGAGGUGAUGAACAGGAGGGAGACGGGGCGAGGAGGCCACCGAAGCAUCGACACUGAGGUGCACAGGAAGGAGAAGGAGAACAGGAAGCUGCAGCUGGAGCUGAGAGCGGAGAAGGAGAAACUCAACAGCACCAUCAUCAAAUACCAGAAAGAGAUGACAGAGAUGCAGGCGCUGAUAGCAGAAGAAAACCAGGUACGUCUGGAGCUUCAGAUGGCGUUGGACAGUAAAGACAGCGACAUCGAGCAGCUUCGUUGCCAACUCACCUCCCUCAGCAUUCACUCUCUGGACUCCACCAGCAUCAGCAGUGGCAACGACCUGGACGUGGGUGAAGGAUACCCAGACUCCAGGCUGGAGGGCUGGAUUUCACUUCCCACCAAGAACACAAAGCGGUUUGGCUGGGACAAAAAAUAUAUCGUUGUGAGCAGUAAAAAGAUCCUGUUUUACAACAGCGAGCUAGACCGAGAGCAGGCUAACCCCUUCAUGACCCUGGACAUCGAUAAGCUGUUUCAUGUUCGACCUGUCACUCAUACUGAUGUGUACCGUGCAGAUCCCAAAGAAAUUCCAAGGAUAUUCCAGAUCCUGUACGCCAACGAAGGCGAGAGUAAACGAGAACCGGAGGUUGUAAUGGAGCCCACAUCGUACGGUGAUCGUCCCUCCUACAUCAGCCACAAGGGCCACGAGUUCAUCCUCACGCUCUACCACUUCCCCACCAGCUGCGAGGCCUGCACUCGGCCCCUGUGGAACGUGUUCAAGCCUCCGCCGGCCCUCGAGUGCCGCCGAUGCCACACCAAGUGCCACAAAGACCACCUGGACAAAAAGGAGGAAGUUAUUGUGCCCUGCAAGGUGAACUAUGACAUGUCCACUGCCAAAGAGCUGCUUCUGUUGACCAGCUCUCAGGAGGAGCAGCAGCGCUGGGUCAGUCACCUCCUCAAACGGAUCCCGAGGAAACACCCGACAAUGAGUCCUCCUGCUACAGCACAAAACACCUCUCCUGAAGCAACGUCACGUUCCUCCCCACGAGUCUCUCCUCGACCUUCACCCAGGGGUUCGCCUCAUAUGUCAGCACAUCGCGGAGCUAUCAAGAUCCAGUCCAGCAAGCAGCAGCACCCAUCGGGGAAGCCUAGAUUGCUUGAGUUUGGCCUGAAAGACUGGACUUGGUCGUUGGAUGAUGUCGAUAAUGAUGAUGAUAUGUUCUUCUGAAGGAAGUGAAAGGGAGGGGGACAGAGGGUAACUGGACCUCUGCAUGUGCGUUUGCAGUUAGUAGGAGGCCUUAAUGGGGCCAGAAGCAUGUUUUUGUGUGAUUUUGAAAAUUUACAGUUGAGUGGAAAACAUUGUUGGUACAAUAAUAGAUAGGCAGAUUUGGGAAUUAUCUUGGUCUGCAUGUUCGUAAGAAGUAAAAAAUUUCCGGUAACUACACAGCUAUAAAGCCUAUCUUAGCUUAGCAUGAAGAGUAGAAGCAGUGGAAAACAGUUAGCCUGGCUUUCUCCGAAGCUAACAAAAUCUCCAGCCAAGAAAUGGUCCAGUACUAUUUUUUAUUUGCAUUUUUAUGCUGAGUUAGUCUAAGCUCUGCUGCCUGUUGCUCAAUAUUUCAUAUUUCCUGUGAGAAUCGAGUCUAGAAAGCAAACAAGCACAUUUCCCAAAAUGUGCUCAAUAUAUUUACUUCUUACAGACAUGCAGACCAAGAUUAGUCCCAUAUCUGUCUGCUUUUUAUGCAUUUCACUCAUGAAUUGUGUGGUUACUGGAAAGCUUCCUUGUGUAAUAUGUGUGGAUUGUGUGUGGGUGUGCCUUUGAAGUCCAGCCAUUCUGUUGGUACCAUCUCAGGUUUUUACAUCAUUUUCUUUCUC